Molecule: messenger RNA, 973 nt
Organism: Anopheles aquasalis
Lineage: Eukaryota; Metazoa; Arthropoda; Insecta; Diptera; Culicidae
Gene: PIG-F
Product: phosphatidylinositol glycan anchor biosynthesis class F
Biological process (GO): GPI anchor biosynthetic process
Cellular component (GO): endoplasmic reticulum membrane
Source: RefSeq, a predicted model, not a curated record
CGCGGAUGCACCAGGCACGGGCGGCGUUUUAAGUGAUUGUGCGACGGAUUUUAAAACGUGAAUUGUGCUUUAAAAUAGCUUCGCAUAAGCUGAUGAGGUCGUUCUUACCGAUUGCCGUACGCCAGCAGAAUGGAUUUCCAAAUAGAGAGCGAAGCGGCGACCAAACUAAUCGUCCACAUGAGUGCGCUUUCGCUGGCGCUGAGCGCUUCAUUUUUUAGCUUCCUGUUGCACACUAACCGGCUGUACGAAAUGGGAAAGUUGAACACAUCGGCCCUGCUGCUACUACUUUUGCCAGCCUUGGAACUGCUGAAACAUUUCUACGCAACGCACGCAUUUCACCUUGAUGGCACUGCACUGAUGGGAGUGGGCGGAAGCGCCACGGGAAAAAGUCACUCGAGCAAAACAUCCGCCCGAUUCUACUUGAAGGAACUGUACCACUCGAUCGUAUUGCUGGCGAGCACCGUCCUGUUCUAUUCCUUCAUCUGCAUCGUGCUGGGGGCGAGAGUGCAAGAGUACGAGGAGACAAUUUGCCUGGCUCUCACGAUGACCACACUUACGGUUUUCCCGAUGUUACUGCUCAUCGGACAAGCGAAAACCUAUUCGUUCUUACUUUCGGAAUCGGUAGUACUGCGGUGUCCGCGUACCCACAGUUACUUUAAUCAUCUCAAGGAAAACUGUGUUGGCGUGCUGCUGGGUGCAUGGUGUGCAUCGGUGGUUGCUCCCCUGGACUGGGAUCGACCGUGGCAGGUCUACCCGAUACCGAAUUACGUCGGUUGCAUCGUUGGUCAGUUUGGAAUAAGUGUGUACAGCCUGUUCAACACGAUAUACAUCCGAUAUCACCGGGAUCGGCAUUCGAAAAUUGUGUAAAAGGGACACAUCGUCGUGUUGCAUUCGCUCCCAAAGAAGGACAUCCUCUAGUCCAAACUGUAUUAAGUAAAUAAAGCGAGUAAUAAGCGAAAUAAUGCGAAUCAAU